Molecule: messenger RNA, 819 nt
Organism: Formica exsecta
Lineage: Eukaryota; Metazoa; Arthropoda; Insecta; Hymenoptera; Formicidae
Gene: SmD3
Product: small nuclear ribonucleoprotein Sm D3
Exons: 3
Coding region: 236-664 (142 amino acids)
Biological process (GO): spliceosomal snRNP assembly; RNA processing
Cellular component (GO): spliceosomal tri-snRNP complex; precatalytic spliceosome; catalytic step 2 spliceosome
Molecular function (GO): RNA binding
Source: RefSeq, a predicted model, not a curated record
AGGUCUAGUAACGUCGAAUAAAAAAAGAUUCAAUCAAAUUUGAGGAUUCGAGAAGAUAAUCGAUCUUUCAACGAGAAUCGAUUCUUCUCGAUGUAUUGAUUGAACAAUACUCAUUCCUCUUCCGCUCUCAGUGCGUGAAAACAUCCGGUUCCCUCCAUAACCAUAACCAUAAAUAUUGAUUUCAGAUUUCGGCCAGUAUUUAUAAGAGAAAUAUUCUUAGUUAGUUAGUCACACCAUGUCGAUCGGAGUUCCUAUCAAAGUGCUUCACGAAGCGGAAGGCCAUAUUAUAACCUGCGAGACAAACACCGGCGAAGUGUAUCGUGGUAAACUAAUAGAAGCGGAGGAUAAUAUGAAUUGUCAGAUGCAGAAUAUCACAGUGACGUAUCGGGACGGCCAGGUGGGACAGCUGGAAAAUGUAUACAUUCGUGGCUCGAAAAUCAGAUUUCUCAUAUUACCGGACAUGCUGAAAAAUGCGCCCAUGUUUAAACGGCCGGGUGGCAAGGGUUCGGGCACCGCCGGUAGAGGAAAAUCCGCUAUAUUGCGUGCUCAAGCUCGUGGCAGAGGAAGGGGACAGAAUCAAAGAGGCAAAGGUACUGGUUCGGCACCAUGGCUUAAUCAACAAAAUCAACCGGGAGGAUCUCAAACUGGUAGAGGCAGAGGAUAAACAUAAUGACCCAUUUUAGGGUCGAAAAUAAAAUUGCAAUUUCAUCCUCAUAUUUUUGUAUUAUUUCUAGAUAAUAUCUCUGAAUACAUCCAAAAUUAUAUAUGUAUGUACAUUUCUGAUAUAUAUGCGAUAGCUCUAAUAAAUUGGUUAUUGUA